Fusarium verticillioides 7600 is the source of this 948-nucleotide messenger RNA. RefSeq lists its product as hypothetical. The transcript has a single exon. The record is from RefSeq and is a predicted model, not a curated record. Bases 1 to 948 code for a protein of 315 amino acids. NCBI's taxonomy places the organism in Eukaryota, Fungi, Ascomycota, Sordariomycetes, Hypocreales, Nectriaceae.
AUGCUUCGUGAUACUCCGCAAAGUAUAAUUUCUGUCGCCAGAGACAAGAAGCCCGAUUUCCUACCAGAUACAGCAUGGAACCUUCUCAGCAACCCGAUGUCAUGGGGGAAGCUCUCAUGGCUAUUCCUUGCGCAAGCACGUUCCAAGAUCCCGGAUCCAGAUGGCUUCAAAGGGUGGGCUGUGUCAACUUUUGCAGCUAAUUUACAGGCCACCGAUGAUCGAGAUUAUAUCUAUGGUCUUCUCGGAGUGUCUGGGAUACCGAUCACUCCUGACUAUAGCCCCAAGAACACGACCUCGCAAGUCUAUAUCAAGUACAUUGCAGGCUGGUUGAAAGCUGCACGCACACAACAAACUAUGCAUGUCCACAGCCCUCUUGCGUUUUUGUCCCUCGCGGGAACGGGUGAAUAUAGUCACUCUGAUCUACCAAGCUGGGUUCCCAACUACAGAAACAAGAAGGAAGCUUCAUCACCCUGGUGUUAUAGUGCUAGCAAUUUUCGCCCCACCGAUGAAGGUGACCCGACUUCAUCUCCCGCUCAUCGUGUAUGCUACCCUUAUGUGGUCGAAGAAACACAAAGUCUGUUCAGUUGGGGUAAAGACAUGGGGCAUAUUACUUUGUCCACGAACUGCUGUCACGAUUCUGAUCCACAGAUCUUGGCAUCUUUCAUGUCUUUCGCAAACUCUUUCACUACGCGGAACUCGAAGUAUGUUACAGGGAUUCCAGCUGCCCAGGCUAUUAUCAGACUACUAUCCAUGGGCAAAACCAGAAAGGUCUCUCAGGACCUUGUCGAUAAUUCUUUAAAUCUGGCCAUGCUGAUCACCUAUUUCAAUAUGUCCAAGUCCCAGACUGUCACAAAAACCUGGAGCUCAAAUUGGGAUUAUGAUCUUCUCAACAUGGCCUUUUCUCCAUCAGAGCUGGCUCCCAUGAAAGUCAGACUUAAUGUAAGUUAG